GCACCCAGGGAAUUCUGAUACAUGCUAAAGUUUGAGAAUCACUGCUCUAGAGAAAUGCACAAACGUUACUUAUUAGAGAUUAAACAAAAGGCGAAGGGGUGGAGGGCGCGGAACGGGCCUCAGGGGCAGAGCAGAGUGCAUUUGAGAGGAACCUGGAAGAGGCCGAGGUGCGACUUGAGGAGUCGUAUACCUGCUGCCUAGGCCUCUGAGGACGGUCCCGAACCCUCGGAGGCCGGGCGCCAGCAGGUGGCGCUGGACGCACAACUGACCUGGAGGCGGAGCCUGCAGCAGGCGUGGAGACGCGGCGCUCGGGAGGCUCGGGCUCCGCGUGGAGUCGGCACCUCCCGGCAGCAGCGGCAGCCGAGACUCACGAUCAAGCUACGGCGAGGAGUGGGUAGCUGAAGCCAUACUAUUUUAUAGAAUUAAUGGAAAGCAGAAAAGACAUCACAAGACAAGAAGAACUUUGGAAAAUGAAGCCUAGGAGAAAUUUAGAAGAAGAUGAUUAUUUGCAUAAGGACACAGGAGAGACCAGCAUGCUAAAAAGACCUUCGCUUUUGCAUUUGCACCCAACAGCCCAUGCUAAUGAAUUUGACUGCCCUUCAGAACUUCAGCACACACAGAAACUCUUUCCACAAUGGCACUUGCCAAUUAAAAUAGCUGCUAUUAUAGCAUCUCUGAGUUUUCUUUACACUCUUGUGAGGGAAGUAAUUCACCCUUUAGCAACUUCCCAUCAACAGUACUUUUAUAAAAUUCCAAUCCUGGUCAUCAACAAAGUCUUGCCAAUGGUUUCCAUCACUCUGUUGGCAUUGGUUUAUCUGCCAGGUGUGAUAGCAGCAAUUGUCCAACUUCAUAAUGGAACAAAGUAUAAGAAGUUUCCACAUUGGCUGGACAGGUGGAUGUUAACAAGAAAGCAAUUUGGGCUUCUCAGUUUCUUUUUUGCUGUACUGCAUGCACUUUAUAGUCUGUCUUACCCAAUGAGGCGGUCCUACAGAUACAAGUUGCUCAACUGGGCAUAUCAACAGGUCCAACAAAAUAAAGAAGAUGCCUGGAUUGAGCAUGAUGUUUGGAGAAUGGAGAUUUAUGUGUCUCUGGGAAUUGUAGGACUGGCAAUACUGGCUCUGUUGGCUGUGACAUCUAUUCCAUCUGUGAGUGACUCUUUGACAUGGAGAGAAUUUCGGUAUAUUCAGAGCAAGCUAGGAAUUGUUUCCCUUCUACUGGGCACAAUACACGCAUUGAUUUUCGCCUGGAAUAAGUGGAUAGAUAUAAAACAAUUUGUAUGGUAUACACCUCCAACUUUUAUGAUAGCUGUUUUUCUUCCAGUUGUUGUCCUGAUAUGUAAAAGCAUAUUAUUCCUGCCAUGCUUGAGGAAGAAGAUAUUGAAGAUUAGACAUGGUUGGGAAGACAUCACCAAAAUUAACAAAACUGAGAUGUCUUCUCAGCUGUAGAAUUACUGUUUACACACAUUUGUAUUAAAUAUCGAUAUAUUUUAUCACCAACAUUUUAAGUUUGUAUUUGUCAAUAAAAUGAUUAUUCAAAGAU
Callithrix jacchus (white-tufted-ear marmoset) is the source of this 1539-nucleotide messenger RNA. It is a transcript of the gene STEAP1, whose product is annotated as STEAP family member 1. The record is from RefSeq and is a predicted model, not a curated record. NCBI's taxonomy places the organism in Eukaryota, Metazoa, Chordata, Mammalia, Primates, Cebidae. Gene Ontology annotation, cellular component: plasma membrane; endosome.